AUGUUAUUGAUCGACACGGAGAGCCUGAAACUGGAAUCUAUUGUCUACCCUGCUCCAGGGUCCUAUGCCAUCCUCUCACAUACUUGGGGGAAAGAAGAGAUCAAUUUCCAAGAGUGGAAAUGCAUUGAGUCUGGGGCUGGUGGUGCGGAUGAGGCUGACAGGCUGAAACAGAAGUCCGGGUACGCAAAGAUCGAAAUGACCUGUCGCAUGGCAAAGGCCGAUGGAUUGAAAUACGCCUGGGUGGACACGGUGUGCAUAGACAAGAGCAGCAGCGCGGAGCUCUCUGAAGCCAUAAACUCCAUGUUCAAAUGGUACCGAGACUCGCACAUCUGCUACGCGUAUCUGUCCGACCUGGAAAACGCGUCCGACCUGACCCAGCUUCAAGCAUCCCGCUGGUUCACGCGAGGAUGGACGCUCCAGGAACUUAUUGCUCCCCAAAGGGUCCGCUUCUACGAUAAGUGGUGGGUGGAAGCCGGGACCAAGGCCAAAUUUCAAGAGCUGCUCGCGAAGAUCACGCAAAUCGACCCGGACGUGCUCGUCAACGGGCAAAACCUGGACUUUGUGCCCGUGGGCAGGAGAAUGUCUUGGGCGGCUGCCCGAGAAACCAGCCGGGUCGAGGAUAUCGCGUACUGCCUUUUGGGGAUCUUCAACGUCAACAUGCCUCUGCUGUACGGGGAAGGGGACAGGGCAUUUCUCCGCUUGCAGGAAGAGAUCCUCAAGGAGCACAACGACUUGAGUCUGUUCGCGUGGCAAAACACGUCCGGGAAGUCGCUUUAUCGCGGCAUCUUUGCGGAAUCGCCGUCCGAGUUCUCAGACUGCGUCGACCUCAAGGCGCCGCACGAGAGGCAGAGCCUGUGGAAUGAGGUCUCGGUCACCAGCAACGGAUUACGCGCCGAGGGUAUCUUCCCACCCGGUCCUCCCGGACGCGUCGACCGUUGCAUUCUGGAUCUGGGAUGCUGUCGCAAGGGCGCUACACGAAACCCUGAAUGGCUGUUUGUUCAGCUACUAAAGGUAGGCGAGACAUUCGUCCGGGUCCUGCCAAAACACAUCACGGCCGAGAAAUCGCGGCGGCUCUGGUGGCAGGGCACCAGGCGAACCGUCUACGUCCGCAAGAGUGUCCAGGGCCCGCAGCAAUUGACCGAGGCAAACUGCCGCAUCUCCAACGUCACGAUACAGUUCGCCGAGUCCCUACGGCGCCAAAUGCGGCUCUGCGACGUGCUGCCCCGACAACAUUGGGAGGUGGAAACCACCAGAUUUGGAGUCGAGUCCGCCCACUUUGUCGGCAUCGUGCCCUUUGUGUUCGAGACUCCACCUCCAGCUCCCCGACUGCAAAGGCGUCUCGUGCUCCUCUGUGGUGUCCACAAAUCCUUCAUCCGAAGCUGGAGGCUCGACUCGUGGGCCGCCAUAUUCCAGGAGUCGGGUCCAAACGACGAGCUUUCGACGGCCCUGGUGGCAUUGGCUCACGGGGACGACGCCAGCCUUCUCGAAGAGCACCGACAGAACGCCGUCAAGGACAUGCUUUUCGCCAAUUUCUCCGCCACCUACGGGGUCCUGAGGGGGCUGGACAAGAGGGCUUCGGUCACGAUUGAGGAUCAUCGAAACCCUCGGAGGAGGCAGUACAUCCUAUCGCUGGAGACGCACGACGUGGCUGUGGAACACACAUGGAGAGCCACAACGGUGACCGUUAACUGCGAGGUGAUGGAUGUGCCCGCUGUGGAGAAGGUCCGGAGCUCAAAGGCGCCCGUGAAAUUCGAGGUGGUCGAGAAGCUCGAUCAUCCGCAGCUGCCGCUGGUGUCGAUAGAUCCUGUCAAUCCACGAACCUCUGCUGUGAGUGUGGCGUGA
Fonsecaea multimorphosa CBS 102226 is the source of this 1842-nucleotide messenger RNA. RefSeq lists its product as uncharacterized. The transcript has a single exon. The record is from RefSeq and is a predicted model, not a curated record. Lineage: Eukaryota; Fungi; Ascomycota; Eurotiomycetes; Chaetothyriales; Herpotrichiellaceae. Bases 1 to 1842 code for a protein of 613 amino acids.